AACAGUGAGCAUGACUGGAGGAAGAACAGAGGGAGAAAGAACAGAGGAAGUAAGAACAGAGGGAGUAAGAACAGAGGGAGGAAGAACAGAGGGGGGAAGAACAGAGGGAGAAAGAGUGGAGGGAGGAAGAACAGAGGGAGUAAGAACAGAGGGAGGAAGAACAGAGGGAGGAAGAACAGAGGGAGAAAGAACAGAGGGAGGAAGAUCGGAGGGAGGAAGAACAGAGGGAGGGAGAACUAAGGGAGUAAGAACAGAGGGAGUAGGAACAGAGGGAGGAAGAACAAAGGGAGGAAGAACAGAGGGAGGAAGAACAGAGGGAGGAAGAACCGAGGGAGUAAGAACAGAGGGAGUAAGAACAGGGGGAGUAAGAACAGGGGGAGGAAGAACAGAGGGAGGAAGAACAGAGGGAGUAAGAACAAAGGGAGGAAGAACAGAGGGAGGAAGAACAGGGGGAGUAAGAACAGGGGGAGGAAGAACAGAGGGAGAAAGAACAGAGGGAGUAAGAACAGAGGGAGUAAGAACAGAGGGAGUAAGAACAGAGGGAGUAAGAACAGAGGGUGGAAGAACAGAGGGAGGAAGAACAGAGGGAGAAAGAACAGAGGGAGGAAGAGCAACAGAGGGAGUAAGAACAGAGGGAGGAAGAACAAAGGGAGGAAGAACAGAGGGAGGAAGAACAAAGGGAGGAAGUACAGAGGGAGGAAGAACAAAGGGAGGAAGAACAGAGGGAGGAAGAACAGAGGGAGGAAGAACAGGGGGAGUAAGAACUGAGGGAGUGGGAACAGGGGGAGUGAGAACAGGGAGAAUGCAAGCGAAAGCAAGCAACAGCCAAUGGAAAGGCAAGCGAAAGCAAGCAACAGCCAAGGGAAAGGCAAGCGAAAGCAAGCAACAGCCAAGGGAAAGGCAAGCGAAAGCAAGCAACAGCCAAGGGAAAGGCAAGCGAAAUCAAGCAACAGCCAAGGGAAAGGCAAGCGAAAGCAAGCAACAGCCAAGGGAAAGGCAAGCGAAAGCAAGCAACAGCCAAGGGAAAGGCAAGCGAAAGCAAGCAACAGCCAAGGAAAAGGCAAGCAAAAGCAAGCGACAGCGGAUGAAAUGGUAGAGUUGUAGAGCAGACGGUUGGG
Molecule: messenger RNA, 1118 nt
Organism: Closterium sp. NIES-67
Lineage: Eukaryota; Viridiplantae; Streptophyta; Zygnematophyceae; Desmidiales; Closteriaceae
Source: the annotation of a GenBank genome assembly